AUGUCUGCAUUGUUGGCAGAAGCCCCGAGUGAACAGCCUAUCCGGAUCCAUGCAGCAUUCGAACGCCAUUUUGAGUCAGGACCGGUGGUCCGGGAUGCGAUCAUUGGCUUUGCUGAUGGCAUGACAGUCCCCUUCGCCCUGACGGCUGGUCUGUCUAGCCUGGGUUCCUCGAAACUAGUCAUCAUUGGCGGUUUAGCCGAGCUGUUCAGCGGAUCUAUAUCAAUGGGCUUAGGCGCCUAUCUUGCAGCUGUCACAGAUCGGGACCACUACAAAACCGAAGAAGCGCGAGAGCGUGAAGAAGUUUUCUCGAAACCGCAUGCCGAAAAAGAGGAGAUCCAUGAAAUACUCGCUGACUAUGGUAUAUCUCGAGAGGCGAGUCAAGCAGUCGUCGAUUGCCUAGCUCAAAACAAUGAGCAGUGGAUUCGGUUCAUGAUGGACUUUGAGCUGAGACUAGAGAAGCCCAAUGUUUCUAGAGCAUGGAUCUCAGCAGCCACAAUGGGAGUCUCUUACUUCAUCGGUGGUUUGCUUCCUAUGAUCCCAUACUUCGCCAUGCACAACGUCCUCCACGCAUUAUUCAUCUCGAUCGGCAUCACGGUCGUAAUCCUCAUCAGCUUCGGGUUUGUGAAGAACUACGUCGUCAUCAAAACCAAGCGUGCAGGAUUCUACGGUGCGGCACAGACAUUACUUGUUGGCGCGAUUGCUGCUGGUACAAGCUACGGGAUAGUGUAUGGCAUUGACCAUAGCAAUCUGCAAACCUAG
This is a messenger RNA of Penicillium lagena, 759 nucleotides long. Its product is annotated as VIT1/CCC1 transporter family protein. The record is from RefSeq and is a predicted model, not a curated record. The coding region runs from base 1 to 759 and encodes 252 amino acids. Gene Ontology annotation, molecular function: iron ion transmembrane transporter activity; manganese ion transmembrane transporter activity. Gene Ontology annotation, biological process: intracellular manganese ion homeostasis. Lineage: Eukaryota; Fungi; Ascomycota; Eurotiomycetes; Eurotiales; Aspergillaceae. Gene Ontology annotation, cellular component: fungal-type vacuole membrane. The transcript has 3 exons.